Messenger RNA from Plutella xylostella (diamondback moth), 1283 nucleotides. RefSeq names its product D-erythronate dehydrogenase. Gene Ontology annotation, molecular function: oxidoreductase activity. Lineage: Eukaryota; Metazoa; Arthropoda; Insecta; Lepidoptera; Plutellidae. The record is from RefSeq and is a predicted model, not a curated record.
UAAGUACCUUACCUACUAUUUAUAGAAGUACCUAUUUCUAAUAUGCACCACCUAUCAUAGUUAGUUAGUACGGUUUUAAGAAUCAACCCUGUAGGCAACAACUGGGUAGUUAUAUUAACUACUUUAAGCUAUCUAACUAAAUGGUUUAUCACAGUGGCGAUUUCUGUUGUUUACUGUUUAUUAUCUACUUACUAAAACGGUACAGGAAAAUUAUAUUAUACUUACUGUUCACUUUACCCUAGUGGAGAGUGUGGAUUCCGUUAAAUACGGCGUAGGUUGUUAAAUACGUAGGUAGGUGCAGCAUGGACAUCGUGGUGACAGGCGCGGGCGGGUACCUGGGCGGGCUGCUGGCGGACGCGCUGCUGCAGCCGGGCUGCCCCGUGCCGGUGCGCCGCCUGCUGCUGCUGGACGUGGCGCCGCCGCCGCCGCGCGCCGACCCGCGCGUGACGUGCCGCGCCGCCGACCUGGCCGCGCCCGGCGCGCCCGCCGCGCUGCUGCCGCCCGGCACGCAGCUCGUGUUCCACCUGGCCGCCGUGGUCAGCGGCCACGCCGAGCAGGACUUCGAGCUGGGCCUGCGCGUGAACCUGGACGUCACGCGGGCGCUGCUGGACGCCGUGCGGGCGCUGGGCGGCGCGCGGCUCGUGUUCGCCAGCACGGUGGGCGUGUUCGGAGGCGCGCUGCCCGCCGUGGUGCACGAGGGCGUGGCUCCGACGCCGCAGAGCUCGUACGGCUGCGCGAAGGCGAUGAGCGAGCUGCUGGUGGCGGAGUACGCGCGGCGCGGCUGGCUGCAGGCGCGCACGCUGCGGCUGCCCACGAUCACGGUGCGCGCCGGCGCCGCCAACCGCGCCGUCACGUCGUUCGCGUCGGGCAUGGUGCGCGAGCCGCUGGUGGGCCGCGACUACACCGUGCCGGUGCCGCCGGAGACCGAGCUGUGGGUGGCGAGCCCGCGCGCCGCCGUGCGCAACCUGCUGCACGCGGCGGCGGCGGGCGGGGACGCGGCGCCGCUGUGCCUGCCCGGGCUCACGGUGUCGGCGGGCGCGGCGGCGGCGGCGCUGGCGGCGGCGCGCCCGGCGGCGGCGGCGCGGCUGCGCUGGGCGCCGGACCCGCUCAUCACCGCCAUGGUGCAGUCCUUCCCGGCGCGCUUCGACUGCUCGCGCGCGCUGCGGCUCGGCUACGUCGCCGACGAAAGCUUCGACAGUAUCGUGCGUGACUACAUACAACACGACUUAAAGGAAACCUCGGCUUGAAAAAUAUACUCGAACCAAAUAAAUAUUUAAGUAUUA